AUGGUGGCAUCACCUCUUAGUCCCCAUGAUGCCUCAGCACAGCUUACGACUUUCAAGUCAUAUGUGGCACUGAUUGAUGAUCCAACUCCGGGAAUUGUGGAGAAAAAACUCAAAGCUGCACAAGAAUUGAGCGAGAACUUUGAGAGUGUAGUACUCUCUCCACAAUAUCCACAAUUCCUAGCCGAUGCUUUGCGAGUAUUCCUCAAGAUUUUGGAGGAGGGAGAACCACAGUUUAUAGCGGAACAAAAUAUGCAGCAAUUGAGAAAGUUAUUGCUUGAGAUUAUACACCGAAUUCCCAGUAAUGACCACCUGAAGAAAUUUGUACAGCAGAUCUUGUCUCUCAUGUUUAAACUUCUCAAGAUAGAGAAUGAGGAAAAUGUGUUGGUUUGUUUGCGGAUCAUCAUAGAGCUACACAAACAGUAUAGACCACAGAUGAAUGAGGAGAUCAAAGAUUUUCUUACAUUUGUGAAGAGUAUCUACAAUGCCAUCCCUAACCACUUACCAAAGAUUUUUGAACCUCACAACCAAGUAAAGGUGAAGGACGUGAUGGAGAUCAAUGUAGAUGCUCUCCUCCAGGAGACAUUCACCGUCACAACCAUCAUGACUGAUAAGAAAAAUGCUGAUAAUCAAAACAUUUCUUAUAACAUCAUUCCACGUGGGAUCCUGUCCCUUAAGGUGUUGGCUGAGCUCCCCAUCAUAGUAGUCUUGAUGUACCAGCUUUACAAGCAAAACGUCCACCAGGAGGUCGCAGAUUUCAUUCCUCUGAUUAUGAACACCAUCAUCCUACAGCCAGCCAGUGUCCACAGGUCCAGUCCAUCCUUUAACAAGGAGGUGUAUGUGGAUUUCAUUGCAGCCCAAAUAAAGACAUUGUCAUUCCUAGCCUACAUCAUCAGGUUUUAUCAGGAACAAGUUCAGGUACAUGCCACUCCGAUGAUGAAAGGUCUUCUGGGAUUGCUCACCUACUGUCCACAGGAAGUCGCUCACCUCCGUAAAGAUCUGUUGAUUGCUGCACGACAUAUCCUGGCCACAGACCUAAGAAAUAAGUUUGUUCACUGUAUAGACAAGCUCUUUGAUGAGAAUGUCCUGAUUGGUUCUGGCUGGACAACAUAUGAGUCACUGCGUCCCUUAGCUUACAGCACACUUGCUGACCUUGUCCAUCAUGUUCGACAGGCUUUACCACUCAAUGAGCUCUCUCUUGCUGUGAACUUGUUUAGUAAGAAUGUUCAUGAUGAGUCCCUGCCAAGUUCAAUUCAAACAAUGUCAUGUAAACUUCUAUUGAACCUGGUAGAGUGUAUUCGUGCCAAGAGUGAGCAGGAGAAUGGAAAUGGGAGAGAACUCUUGAUGAGGAUGCUAGAGGUUUUUGUUCUCAAGUUUAAAACCAUUGCCAAAAUACAGCUUCCACAGAUCCUGCAGAAGUGUAAACAACAACCCCAGGUCCCAAACAACAACCACCAACAGCCUGUUGAUCCUAAAACACCAGCAGCUGAUGUGAAACCAACACUGGAGCUACCAAAAGUAGCGGCUGAGGGGAUGAAGGCAGGACUUGAUAUUUCCAAACCUCCUGGUGAUUCAGUUAAAGAUGACAAUAAACUACCUUCUCAAGGUCUGCUCUCUGAUAGUGUGAAGGACAAAGAAGAUAAACCUUGGUCGGAGAAAGGACCAGGGGAGAACCGAUUUGGGGUGACACCGAGUCAGUACACAACAUAUUCUGUGACAGACUGUCGUGGCCUGGUGAAGACGUUGGUCUGCGGAGUGAAAACCAUUACAUGGGGCAUUGUGUCCUGCAAAGCGGCAGGUGUUGAUGCGACAGUGAUGCAGAGUAAACAGUUCUUACCGAAGGAGGCUCUAGUCUACAUCCGCCUGGUAAAGUACGCCCUACAAGCUCUGGAUAUAUACACCAUCAAUGUAUCUCCGUCAGGACAGGCUGUUAUCAGACCUGCUGUGGUACAGACUGUAAGGACCAAGGAAGAGAAAGAAGUCCUGGAACAUUUUGCUGGUGUGUUUACUAUGAUGCACACUCUGACAUUCAAGGAAAUAUUUGCCCAGACAGUAGAGUAUAUGGUGGAUAGAAUUCACAACAACUAUGCUCUUCAGAUUGUGGCAAACUCGUUUCUGGCAAACCCAACCACCUCUGCUACUUUUGCCACAAUCCUGGUUGAUUACCUUCUGGCUCGUCUGGAGGAGAUGGGUUCUACUAUGGACCGAUCAAAUCUGUACCUGAAACUUUUCAAGCUGGUGUUUGGUUCUGUGUCGCUGUUUGCUGCAGAGAAUGAGAAAAUGUUAAAGCCCCAUCUUCACACAAUUGUCAACCGAUCUAUGGAGUUGGCAAUGAGUGCAAAGGAGCCGUAUAACUACUUCCUGUUAUUGCGGGCUUUGUUCCGCUCCAUUGGAGGCGGUAGUCAUGACCUUCUGUACCAAGAGUUCCUGCCCUUGCUACCAAAUCUACUGCAAGGCCUUAACAGUCUACAGAGUGGACUACAUCGCCAGCACAUGAAGGACCUGUUUGUGGAGCUCUGUCUGACUGUCCCUGUCCGACUCAGCUCUCUACUGCCUUACCUACCUAUGCUGAUGGAUCCACUGGUGUCCGCACUUAAUGGAUCACAGACCCUUGUCAGUCAGGGUUUGCGGACACUUGAAUUGUGUGUUGACAAUCUCCAACCUGACUUCCUGUAUGACCAUAUACAACCUGUCAGGGCAGAGCUUAUGCAGGCCUUAUGGAGGACACUACGAAGUCCUGUCGACAACAUUGCUCAUGUGGCAUUCCGGGUGCUUGGGAAAUUUGGUGGUGGUAAUAGAAAGAUGUUGAGGGAACCACAAAGGCUACAAUACAAUGACCGUGAGACUGUUGGACCCUGUAUCACUAUCUACUUCCAGGAUGUGAAAACUCCCAUCACCCUUCCGGUGGAAAAGGCGAUCGAUGCUGCCCUCACCACUCUGAAGUGUAGUACAUCUGACAACUUUGCAAGGAGACAGGCCUGGGAACUCAUCAAGUGUUUCUUAGUAUCUGUGAUGAACUUGGAGGAUGAUAAACAGACACUCACCAACCUAUUCACCCAUCCAAGCUUCACAGAGAAGGAAAUUCCCCUACAGACAGGACCCCUGUAUAAAAACCCUGAUUCUCAUUCACGGAGGGUCCAUGAACAAGCUCUUACGGGCAUGUUUGUCGCGGCUGCCAUUAAAGAGCUACGACAGACAGUGCUGACGUUCAUGGCAUGUAUGGUCCGCCAUUACACAAUGAUAUCAAUAUCCCAGCAGUGUGGUCCGUUCCCAGUAGGGGAGAAGCAAAGUAAACUACAUGGGAUGGACACACAGAUCCUGAUUGAUGCACUGGCUGUCAUCAUGGGCCACGAGGAGAAGGAGCUAUGUAAACCUGGCAACCUAGCUCUCAUCCUUAUCCUGGAUACGGCUACAACCAUACUUGGCAGCAAGGAGAAGGCAUGUCAGCUGCCCAUGUUUGACUAUCUGGUGGAGAGAAUGUGCUCCCUGUGUUACGACCGUGCCUGGUAUGCCAAAUGUGGAGGAUGCCUGGCCAUCAAGUUUAUGUAUGAACGAAUGUCUUUAAAAUGGGUACUAGAACACCAGUUUAUCUUCCUAAAGGCGCUGUUGUUUGUCAUGAUGGAUCUCACCAAAGAGGUGUCCAGUGGAGCAGUAGAUCUAGCUAAAUACAACUUGGAAAACAUGCUCAUCAAAUGUGCACAGGAGAUUAAAUCGGAGGAUGCUAAUGAGGAACUUCUAGCUGUGCAGAAAAAAUCAUUCAACGAUGUCACACACGAACUGGUGCGGCAGAUCACUUCCCCUAAUACCACAGUCAGGGAACAGGCAAUGCAUUCUCUGGAGGUCCUGGCUAAGACCAGCAGUAAGACAGUGACAGAGAUAAUGGAGCCCCAGAAACAGGUGUUACAGGACAUGAUUCCACCUAAAAAACACCUAUUACGUCAUCAGCCUGCCAACGCUCAGAUAGGUCUAAUGGAUGGUAACACCUUCUGCACCACUCUGGAGCCACGUCUCUUCACCAUUGACCUUAGUGUCAUAGAACACAAUGUUUUCUUUAAUGAACUACUGAGUCUCUGUGAGGCGGAGGAUGGAGCCCUACAGAAACUUCCUUGUUACAAGUCUGUCAAUGAUCUAGUCCCUCUCCGCAAGAGUGCCCUGCGUGCCCUAGCAGCCUGCCAUUAUAUUCCAAACCAGAGGGAGAAAUUGUUCUCCGUGUUGGAUAAGGCUCUCAACAGUAAUAGUGCUGAAUUACAGAGGGUUGCCUUUGACUGCAUGAAGAAGUUUAUCUCUGGAUGUCAGAUAGAGAUUGAGAUUGUUUAUAAGAAGAUGCGACCAUUGUUGUCAACACUGAGUGACCCCAGCAGUCUGAACAGUAAUGUGAUCCAGCGUCUCUCAUACAUCACACAACUCUUUCCAAAUAUCUUUAAUGAGAAAUUCUGUGAACAGUUACUGAAACACUUGAAGAAGUGGUUAGAUGUUGCUGCAACAAGUCAGAAACCAUCUCAAAAUAAAUCCAAUGGUCAAGUGAUCCCUCAGGAGUUGAAGACAUGUGCGUCCAUCAUUGAUAUCUUCCACAUGAUUCCUGCCGCCAGCAGUAAACUGAUUGAACCCCUUAUACAGAUCACUCUACUAGGGGAGAAAACUCUGUUUCUGGAGGCUGGCAGUCCGUUCCGUGACCCAUUAAUUAAUUUCCUGAUGCGGUACCCUGAUAUCACGGUUGAUUUGUUUCUUAAUGAGACACGCCUGGGCGAUCAACAAUGGACAAGACUCUUCCACUUCGUGAUCUCCCACAAGAACGGCAAACAGUUUCGAGAAGUUCUCAAAAAUAAUGCCUCUCGUCUGAUGAAUAUUUUUGCCAUUGCCCAGGGGACGACACCCACCACUACUGAUGUGUCUGUGUCGUCACCUGCUCCCUCCCCUACCCCAGGGCCGAAUGUUGAGCUGCAGUUCCAGGUCAUCAAGCUCAUCAGCCUUCUUGUGAGACAUGAGGAGGCGUGGCUCUCGCAACAUCCUGCCAUUGUGACAAGUCUACUACAGCUGUGGAAGUCGGAGGCUUUUCAGGACAGGCAUAACAAACUGGAGGCUGUAGAGAUGGUACAUUGGAAGGAACCUGCCCUACUCGUCAAGUGUCUUCUCAACUUCUUCAAGUACCACACCAAUGAGAAUGAGCUAUUGUUCCACAUCCUGCGAUGUUUUACAAACAGAUGUGUCGUCCAAUUCCAGUUUGUCAAGGAUUUCCUGGAUAAUACUGUAGCUGCAACUUACUCCAUCGAGUGGAAGAGGAGUGCCUUCUUUAAGUUUGUUGAUAUUUUCCAUGACUCCAAAUGGACGCAAGAAAUCAAGGCAAAGAUCCUGCAGCACAUCCUCAUCCCAUGUUUCCACCAGGUUUUUGAGAGUGGGGAUGGUGAGAAACUUAUAGGUGGACCGCCUGCUCCAGACCAAGACAACAUGGAAAACAUCAUCAGUGUUUUCAUCAACAAGAUCAUUGACCCAGACAACCCGUUCGGGACGUCUGAUGCUGUACGGAUUCUUUUACUACAACUGUCGUCUCUGCUGGUGGAACAAGCAUCGUCUCACAUACAUGAUGCUGCUAAUAAGAAGCAAGGGAACAAACUACGUCGACUGAUGACAUUCGCAUGGCCUUGUCUGCUGUCCAAGAACUGUGUUGACCCAGCGACGAAAUACCACGGCCAUCUAUUAUUGUCACACAUCAUUGCUAAGUUUGCCAUCCACAAGCGAAUCGUUUUGCAGGUUUUCCACAGCCUGCUAAAGGCGCAUGCUGUCGAGGCACGUACUGUUGUCAGACAGGCCCUAGAGAUACUCACACCUGCCAUGCCUGGACGUAUGGAGGAUGGAAAUGGGAUGUUGACUCACUGGACAAAGAAGAUUAUUGUAGAAGAGGGUCACACUGUGGCACAACUUGUUCAUAUACUACAACUGGUGGUGCGUCAUUUUAAGGUGUAUUAUCCUGUCCGUCAUCAUCUGAUCCCACACAUGGUCAACUCUCUACACAAACUUGGCUUCACCUCUAGUGCGUCUAUUGAGCACCGUAAGCUGGCAGUUGAUCUCGCUGAGGUAGUUAUAAAGUGGGAAAUGCAGCGAAUCAAAGACGACCAGGACCCAUCAUUUGUAGAGCCAGCCGGUCCAGAACUGAGUCAGGCCCUGACACAGAACCUACCAGUAAAGCGGUCAACAUCUGUAGAUUCACCUCAGGAAGCGAAGAGAUCUCGUCACUCAUCAGGAGCUAGCACAAGAAGUCAAUCUGACCUCACAAAGCCUAUAGAAAAGAAUUAUUGUGAUGCUGUGGUGAAUUUCUUACUGCGAAUAGCAUGUCAGGUUAAUGAGACACCUGGAUCUCCAGGUGAAAUUUUAUCCCGAAGAUGCGUGGGUCUACUGAAGACGGCACUGCGCCCAGAUAUCUGGCCAAGCACGGAGCUGAAGCUUGUGUGGUUUGACAAGUUACUGACGACUGUAGAAAACCCUCUACCUAACUUUAACAAUAUUUGCACUGCCUUGGAGCUCCUCAGCUUUCUUCUUACAAUACUGAAGAAGGAGACAAUACUAACAAGCUUUAAGCCACUCCAGCGCGGAAUUGCUGCCUGUAUGACCUGUCCUAACACUAAAGUUAUACGCGGUGUACACAGUCUUCUGUCCCGACUAAUGAGUUUCUUCCCUACGGAGCCUGUCACCUCAAAUGUAGCCUCCAAGUAUGAAGAGCUCGAAUGUUUGUACGCUUGUGUCAGCAAAGUUGUGUAUGAGGGACUCACUAAUUAUGAAAAGGCAUCCACUGGCUCGCCAUCCCAGCUGUUCAGCACACUGAUGAUAUUGAAAGCUGCCUGUAUGCACAAUCACUGUUACAUAGACCGACUCAUCACAACCUUCAUGAAGGUUCUACACAAAAUGGCACGGGAACACCUUGUCCCCACCUCUCCCGAAUCUAGUCCAGUUGCCAGUGAGCUAAUGAUACUGAGCCUGGACCUGGUGAAGAACAGAGUUGGGGUGAUGAGUCUGGAGAUGAGGAAAAGCUUCAUUGGGCAAAUCCUUGUUGGUCUCAUUGAGAAAACUACCGACUCGAAAGUGAUGAAGGCCAUUACAAAGAUGGUGGAGGAUUGGGUUAAAACCAAGACACCUAUAGCAAUCAAUCAGUCACCUAGUAUCCGCGAGAAAGCCAUCCUAUUGGCAAAACUCAUGCAACAUGUGGAGAAACGUUUCCCUGAUGAACAAGAGCUAAACGCCCAGUUCCUGGAACUAGUCAACUAUAUCUACCGGGACGAAAGUCUCAGUGGGACAGAGCUAACGUCCAAGCUGGAGUCGGCAUUCCUCAGUGGUUUACGCUGCAAUCAGCCCACCAUCAGACACAAGUUUGUUGAGGUAUUUGAGAACUCCAUCCCACGUCGGAUGUUUGACCGUUUGCUCUAUAUCACCUGUACACAGAAUUGGGAGGCCAUGGGCACACACUUUUGGAUCAAACAAUGUGUAGAGUUAUUGCUGUCGGUGGCGAUGAAUGGCCACAGUAUCCAGAGUUCCUCAUCCCUGAACCUCUUACCAUCAGCUAGCUCUAUUGUUAAUUUGGCAGACAGCCAAGACCGUGCCGCUUUCCAGACAAUCAUGAAAAUGAAAGAAGAACCUAUGGAUGUUGAGUCAGUUGACUCAAACAAGGAGGAGGAAGAGAUAGACAUGGAGUUAAGUGGUGUGUCAUCAGAUGAAAAUAUUCCUAAAGAACCACCUAAAAAAGAGAACCAGGAUCCUCGCCAGAACAUCAAUACUUUACUACAACGCCAGGCUAAGUUUCUAGAAAGCUGCCGUGAGGUUAAGACGGUGUCGUACCUGAACUCAUUAUCACAACUCUGCCACACAUCUACUGAACUAGGUCAUGCCUCCUGGGUCGAUUGCUUCCCACGAAUCUGGAAGAUACUCUCUGACAAACAGCAGCAGAUGUUAGGUGGUGAGCUGAUACCAUUCAUGUGUAGUGGAAGCCAUGUUAUACAGAAGGACUGCCAUCCCUCCUCCAUACACACGUUUCUGGAGGGACUGUCCCACUGUGUCCCACCAGUACACAUACGUCCCUGUGUCCUCAAGUACCUAGGCCGAACACACAAUUUGUGGCACAGAGCCUGUCUCCAACUGGAACAAAUUGCUUUUGAAAAUGGUCCAGCUGUCCAGGUGAAAAAUCGUCCAGUCAGCGAGUAUGAAUUUGAACCAGUCACUUCCCCACAACAGGAGACUUUGGAUGCACUCUGUGAGCUCUACUCCCUCCUGAAGGAAGAAGACAUGUGUGCUGGCUUGUGGCAGAAACGAGCCAAGUUUGCUGAGACCAACAUUGCCCUAUCAUAUGAACAACACGGCUUCUUUGAACAGGCUCAGACCUCUUACGAACAAGCAAUGAGUAAGGCACGCUCUGACCACAACUCUGGACCCGCCUCACCAUCAGUCCUGCCUGAGUACCGUCUGUGGGAGGAACGAUGGAUUCGGUGUUCUAAAGAGCUGAACCAGUGGGAUUUAUUAAAGGAGUAUGCUGGGGCCAAGGGUAACACCAAUCCCCACUUGGUCCUUGAGAGUGCUUGGCGAGUCCCUAAUUGGGCUCUCAUGAAAGAUGCCCUAGCUCAGGUUGAGCUGUCGUGCCCCAAAGAAAUGGCCUGGAAAGUUAAUCUGUAUCGUGGUUACAUCGCCAUUUGUCAGCCAGAUGACCAUCACCUCAACACUAUUGAGAGACUGGUAGAGGUAUCCAGUAACCUAGCCAUCAAGGAAUGGCGACGCCUUCCCAGCAUUGUGUCUCAUAUCCAUGUUCCCUUAUUACAGGCCGCCCAACAGAUCAUGGAGUUACAAGAAGCUGCCCAGAUUAACCAGGGUCUCCAGCCAGCUAACAUCACCCGCAGCUCCAGUCUUCAUGACAUGAAGGCCAUCGUCAAAACAUGGAGAAACCGACUGCCGAUGAUCUCGGAUGAUCUGUCCCACUGGAGUGACAUCUUUACCUGGAGGCAACAUCACUACCAGUUCAUAGUAGAACACUAUGACAACCACUCACAACAGGAUCCCCAAAACAGUAACCACUCAAUGUUGGGGGUUCACGCUUCGGCUCAAGCCAUCAUACACUUCGGCAAGAUUGCCCGCAAGCACAACCUUACAGGCGUGUGUCUUGACUCUCUAAGCAGAAUUCACACGAUACCCAGUGUCCCCAUAGUAGAUUGUUUCCAGAAGAUACGCCAGCAGGUUAAGUGUUACCUACAGAUGUCUGGCUCAAUGGGCAAAACUGAGCUCAAUGAGGGUUUGGAGGUCAUCGAAUCAACGAAUCUCAAGUACUUCACCAAAGAGUUUACAGCUGAGUUUUAUGCCCUCAAGGGCAUGUUCUUAGCCCAGGUUGGACGCUCGGAUGAUGCCAACAAGGCGUUCUCAGCUGCUGUCCAGAUGCAUGACACACUGGUCAAAGCAUGGGCUCUCUGGGGAGACUAUCUGGAGACUGUAUUCACUCGGGAAAAACAAAUGAACCUAGGUGUCUCAGCCAUCACAUGCUUCCUGCACGCCUGUCGUCAUCAGAAUGAGAGCAAGUCUCGCAAAUACCUGGCCAAGGUCCUCUGGCUUUUGACUUAUGAUGACGAAAAAACCACACUGGCCGAGGCUGUUGAUAAAUACUGUGUUGGUGUGCCACCCAUACAAUGGUUACCAUGGAUUCCACAACUGUUGACAUGCCUGGUGAGAAAUGAGGGCCGACUUAUCAUAAAUCUACUACAUCAAGUUGGACGCAUGUACCCCCAGGCUGUGUACUUCCCCAUCCGUACCCUCUACCUCACACUCAAGAUAGAACAGAGGGAACGCUUCAAGAGUGGAGAAUUCAGUCUGUCUCAAGGACGAACAACAUCUGGUGCGACAUCAACAACUGUUACCAUGGCAGCUUCAUCAGCAUCAUCCACUACCACCAACACAGUAUCUAAUCCGCCAACACCCUCGACACCUGCUACCCCUGGGACCCCAGACAGCAGCGGAACAGAUAAUAGUGUACAACCCACACAACAGACCUCCCAGGCCUCAUCACGACAGAGCUCCACCACCCAGGGAGAUGCUGGCCCAAUUAGGGCACCUGCACCCAUGUGGCGCUGUAGCAAGAUCAUGCACAUCCAGCGUGAUUGUCAUCCCACAAUUCUCAGCUCCCUAGAGGGAAUUGUAGAUCAGAUGGUGUGGUUCCGUGAGAAUUGGUACGAGGAAGUCCUUCGACAACUCCGACAAGGACUUGCAAAAUGUUAUGCAGUUGCUUUUGAGAAUAGAGGGGCAGUGGCUGAUGCAACGAUUACACCCCAUACGCUGAACUUCAUGAAGAAAUUAGUCAGUACUUUUGGUGUGGGGAUAGAGAAUGUGUCGAGUGUGACAACAACUUUCUCCUCAGCAGCUUCAGAGUCUCUGGCACGUCGUGCUCAGGCCACGGCGCAGGACCCAGUGUUCCAGAAAAUGAAGAGCCAGUUCACUACAGACUUUGAUUUUAGUGUUCCAGGAUCAACCAAGCUGCAUAACCUCAUCAGCAAACUUAAAAAGUGGAUCAAAAUCCUGGAGGCCAAAACCAAGUUACUGCCAAAGUCGUUUCUGAUUGAAGAAAAAUGUCGUUUCCUCAGUAAUUUCUCCCAGCACACAGCUGAGGUCGAACUACCAGGAGAGUUCCUUCUGCCAAAACAUAGUCAUUACUAUGUGAGGAUAGCCCGCUUCAUGCCACGUGUGGAGAUUGUUCAAAAACACAACACGGCAGCUCGGCGGCUCUACAUCCGAGGCCACAAUGGAAAGGUCUAUCCUUACCUUGUGGUCAAUGAUGCAUGUCUGACUGAGUCACGGCGUGAAGAACGAGUCCUACAGCUGUUACGCAUGCUGAAUCACUUCCUCACCAAACAGAAGGAGACUUGUCGACGUCUGCUAUAUUUCACCAUUCCCCGUGUGGUGGCAAUCUCUCCACAAAUGCGCCUUGUUGAGGAUAAUCCGGCUUCCAUUUCCCUUCUGGAUGUCUACAAACAGAGGUGUGCCAAGCGAGGAAUUGAACAUGACGCCCCAAUUGCUCGUUACUAUGAGCGUUUGGCAACAGUUCAAGCACGAGGAGCUCAAGCGAGUCACCAAGUACUUCGCGAUGUUUUGAAGGAAGUUCAAACUAACAUGGUGCCACGCGGCCUCCUCAAGGAAUGGGCUCUACACACUUUCCUCACUGCUACAGACUACUGGACCUUCAGGAAAACUAUGACAAUACAGCUGGCAUUAAUGGGCUUUGCGGAGUAUGUUCUCCACCUAACAAGGAUGAACCCAGAUAUGAUGUAUCUCCAUCAAGACUGUGGCUAUCUUAACAUCUCCUACUUCAAGUUUGACAUAGACGACCAAUCAGGUGACUUGGAUGCCAACCGACCUGUCCCAUUUCGCCUCAGCCCUAAUAUUGCCGAUUUCCUGACAACUACGAGUGUUACUGGACCUCUCACGGCCUCCAUGGUGGCUGCAGCGCGUUGUUUUGUCCAGCCUCAGUAUAAACUACCCAGCUUCCUACGAACUAUCCUACGUGACGAAUACAUCACAUGGCACAAAAAGAAACAAGAGGAGACAACUCCUGGUAGUGAACCCUCGGACAUGGAUGGUGAACAGCUUAUAGUUAUGGUCAGCAAAGCUGUUCAGGCGAUUACAACUCGCUUACAGAAUCUGGCAAAGUUUGAUGGUGCAGAGAGCAGUGUAAGUACUCUUGUUGCUGCCGCUAACAGCCAUGACAACUUGUGCCGCAUGGACCCAGCGUGGCAUCCCUGGCUCUGAUGUGUCAUACACACAGUUAAGAUAUAUCCUGGAUCUGUUAUGUGAUUGUCAUGCAGUCCUGACAUUAUGGAUGGACUCUCAGAAAUUGACUGGGAUAAGUGACUAAUUUGGCCACAGUCAUCGUCAAGGCUAGAACUGGUGUAGCAACCAUACACAUCUACAAACUAGUUAAUGGUUCAGGGACUGGCUGUGUUUCUUUUACUGACUGGUGAAUGUGGCUUUAAAUUCAGAAAUCGAUGAAGACACUAAGAGGAUGUGUUGAGUGUCGCUGUAGACAUUUCUUCUUGCUGUACUCAAGUUAUUCAGUUUUGAUGUCAAAAGUAGUGGCGAGACAUCAGCGUAGUGCUAUUUUGUAUAUGUGAUAAUUUCAUUUUCUAGCAUUUAGAAUUUGUAUGUUAAAUCUGUCAAUGCAACUCAUCUAUAAUGUUGCCAUUGUACUGUCAAUACCAUGUGAUAUAGACAAUUAUGUUGUAUAAUAGUUUUCUGUCCAUAUCUACGUCUGUUGGUGGUGAUUAAGUAAGGAUUUACUUUAUAUCAUAGCAUCACCCCACCAAGGUCUAAACCUUAUUAGAUUUUGUUAGUCAUGGGUCUAGGUUAAAGAUCAAAGGUCACCCUUGACCACUUGAAAUAAAAUGCUUGUGUACAUGAUAUCUGAUGAACCCCUUGAUGAAUUAGUCCAUCAGUUGAUUUCAAUUGGAAAACGUCACCGGAACACUAACAUUUGAUGGUGAGACAACUAUAAAUAGGAUGAGUCAAAGAGACUGUCACCAACCAUUUAAAUCAGAUGAAGAAACUGUGUGGUUUGGGUAUAUGUGUGGCCCUGCUCACGUUUUUAUUUGUAUUGUGUGUCUGAGGCAGCUUUGAUGGUUUUGAAUCAUGAUGAUUGUGUUUAUAGUUUUCUAUAAUUGUACCAAAGGUUAGAAGAAUUCUAAUUUUGUUUAUUUAGUUUUAAGAAUAUGAUAAAGUAACAUUGAUCUGAACAGUCCUAUUUCAUGUAACAGUUAUUGUUUGCCAAUACUUCAUCACUUGCAUCAUUUUCGAACAUGCAUUUGUCUUUAAGUUAUUUUUAUCUUUGGUUGUAAAUGUCCGAAAAGUAUUCAAUAUUUUGAAGAUGUGUUGAAUGCAUGCUGUUUUCUAAGGUGGAAUAUGAAGAGGAGGAUUCACGGCUGCUGCUCUCCUGUUUCCAUAGUCUUAAUAUUAGUAAGAAAUUACAUUGAUCUGAAAAUUGAAUGCAAAUCCUGGCUCUGUCAUUUAAAAAACCACAAUUAAUUUAUAAGGAUAUAUUCAGUUGUGUAAUAAAAGAUUUAUGAUGGCAAUUAUUUUCACAACAAUUUCUUAUAAAAUUUAUCGACUUUUAGAUGAAAUGCACCGAAAAAUUCAUUUUUCUAUUAAAUAAGGUUGUUAAUAUGUUAUGAAACUGGACAUUUUUGAAGUAAUCCUGAACUUCCAGUCAACAUAGAUCCCUUAGGAUAUGUUAAUUUUCUGGAAAAGUUUCAUACUAUGAAUGUAUGUUUGACUCCAUAUCUGAUAUUAGUACAGUUGAUUAAGGUAAUGUAUUUUGAAAAUAUCAUGUGACGAGAGUGAUUUGUGUGUUAGUUGUAGAUACAAGCUAUUUUUGGAUAACUGUUAGAGAUUGAUUGUUUGAUGUUCACACCUUUUUCAUCUCUCCUCUGUCUAUUGAAUUUGUAAAGCAGUCAAGUACGAUAGUUCAGUAUUUGUCAAUUGGCAUAUUUUCUCAAGGGAUUAAUUUCUGUGAAAAAUGGAUUGUCCUUAUUUCAUUUUUGCACAAAUAUAAAUACCAUUGGAAAAAUGAAAUACUGAACAGCUUGAUUCAUAAAAUUGGUAUAUCAGAUUGAUUUGUAUAUAACCCGAUACGUCUCGGGGACAGGUUUAUAUGUUUAUCCCUUAAGAAGCUGAAGGUUAUUUUAUGGUCAAUUUGGAAUUAGUUUCCUGACAAAUUCUGUUGGUAUUUUAAAUAAUUCAUUUUGUUUUGUGAUGGAAUAUGUUUGUCUUUAUAGAGAAACAAGUCCUUUGGUCUUCUAACAGUAAUAUGUAUGUUACUUUCAAUUUUCAAGUUAUGUAUAUCACUUCAUGAUUAACGUCCAAAAUUCAAUGUAGGAUUGUAGUCAUACUGCAGCUAUGAUAAUAGUAGAAAUGAUUUUAUUUCAUUUGUUGACAUUGUACAUCUUCAAAACUCCAUUCAUCGUUUUAGUAAGCCCCUAUUGAUAAACCCAUGUGUAUGUUUUCAGUCAAAUGAAUGAACUCUUGUCAUUUCCUGUUAUGUAUACAAUAGAAUACAAUCAAAUGAUACACACGUGGAAUUGUUACAUUAUUCAAAAGUUCCAGUGUAGUCAAAUUUAAAAGGGAAUAUUUUGUUGAGUAUUUGACAUAAAGUAGAUGUUUAUUUAUUGUGGUUAGUCGUCAAUAGGUCUCUCAGCUGGAUUGUUGAGAGUUCUCCUCCAUCAGUUAUUGGGAACAAAUCAUUGACAUUAACUAGGAAGUCAUAUCCUUCAGCUAUUUUUGUAUCAAACUUACGUUCAUGACAUGUAAAUAUUUAUGUAUAAGUUAUGUAAAUAGGAGAUAGAAUCAUGUAAAUGAUAUGCACCAUAGUAUUGUGAUAAAAUGAAAACAUGCUAAUAAAACUGAUAAACUAU
Molecule: messenger RNA, 14411 nt
Organism: Ylistrum balloti
Lineage: Eukaryota; Metazoa; Mollusca; Bivalvia; Pectinida; Pectinidae
Product: transformation/transcription domain-associated protein-like
Exons: 86
Coding region: 1-11757 (3918 amino acids)
Biological process (GO): regulation of DNA-templated transcription; DNA repair
Cellular component (GO): SAGA complex; NuA4 histone acetyltransferase complex; nucleus
Molecular function (GO): transcription coregulator activity; protein binding
Source: RefSeq, a predicted model, not a curated record